UCUAGUCUUUAGGAGUACGUUAUGUUGAAACGGCAUAGAAAAGGAAGCGAUCAGCUUUGGAGGGACUAAAAUCUCAGUUCUAUAAUAUCUUAAAGGGAUUGCCACAAACAAAGUAUUUCUGAACAACACUAAGAAAAAGUUUUCGACUUCUCUUUUGGAUUUUUAUCAAUGUGGUUUUGAAACAGGUUUUCCGCACAGAUCGACGUACCGCUCAAGGACUUACAGGGACCGACCAGCGGGUUUUAAUGUCGUAGUUUAAAAGAAGACGAAGAAAACGAGACAACAAACCCAUUUAUAUAUAUAACUAAGUGACCAUGUCCAUGCUUCCAACAUUUGGCUUUACGCAAGAACAAGUCGCGUGCGUCUGCGAGGUCCUUCAACAAGGAGGCAAUAUUGAACGACUCGGACGCUUUCUGUGGUCCCUACCUGCAUGCGAACACCUUCACAAGAAUGAAAGCGUCCUAAAAGCGAAGGCAGUGGUAGCUUUUCACAGGGGCAAUUUCAGAGAGCUUUACAAAAUCCUGGAGAGCCACCAGUUUUCGCCUCACAACCACCCCAAAUUGCAGCAGCUCUGGCUGAAAGCGCACUACAUCGAAGCGGAGAAACUGAGGGGCCGCCCUCUUGGGGCUGUGGGGAAGUACCGUGUCCGCAGAAAGUUCCCUUUGCCCCGGUCUAUCUGGGACGGCGAGGAGACCAGUUAUUGCUUUAAGGAAAAGAGCCGGAGCGUUCUGAGGGAGUGGUACACUCACAAUCCGUACCCUUCUCCUCGGGAAAAGAGGGAGUUAGCGGAGGCUACAGGAUUGACUACAACUCAAGUAAGCAACUGGUUCAAAAACAGGAGGCAAAGGGACCGCGCCGCUGAGGCCAAGGAGAGGGAAAAUAACGAGAACUCGAACUCUAACAGCCAUAAUCCAUUGACUUCUUCCAUGAAUGGAAAUAAAACAGUUUUGGGGAGCUCGGACGACGAUAAAACUCCUUCGGGGACCCCCGAUCACACCUCCUCAAGUCCGGCUUUGCUUCUAACCUCAAACUCCGGGCUUCCACCUCUGCACGGCCUUGCGCCGCCACCGGGUCCUAGUGCAAUUCCGGUACCCAACACAGACCCUGUGCACCAUCACACUUUACACGACACUAUACUCAACCCAAUGUCGUCCAACCUGGUCGACCUCGGCUCUUAAAACCCCAGGAUCCUAUUUUUAAAGACUCUAAAGAGAAAGGGACGAAUUUUUAUUCUCUUCUGACACUUAAGUGAUGUACAAAAAAACAUUAGUGGAUAUUUUGUCAUCCCGGGAGAGGUGAGAUGGUAGGAGUUUUUAAAGGUAUUGUAUUAGAAUGUAAUAACAAGCUAUAUAUGACAUUUGGGGGAGUCUUACUAUUUUUUGAUCAGGACUGAUUUCAAUAGAUCAGUUUUCACCCAGUCGGUCUACCCCUAACCCCCUAUCCAUAUGUUUACAUACUGCAGAUUUUCAAAAAUGCCAUGAGUUUUAUUUUGUACGGGGUUUAAUACUGGACAUUUUAUGAUGAGGAAGCCAGUCUAUGAAGCAAGAAUUAUAAUCUUUUUUCCUUGUAUAUUAUUUUGGAAACCUACUGCAUGUAAACAUUGCGAAUAAUAAAAAAAAUCGAUCCCAUCAUAGUUUCAUAUUUAUAUGCCAUUUACAAUAAAACCAAACAUUUGAACUUA
Molecule: messenger RNA, 1681 nt
Organism: Lepisosteus oculatus (spotted gar)
Lineage: Eukaryota; Metazoa; Chordata; Actinopteri; Semionotiformes; Lepisosteidae
Gene: six2a
Product: SIX homeobox 2a
Biological process (GO): regulation of transcription by RNA polymerase II
Cellular component (GO): nucleus; transcription regulator complex
Molecular function (GO): DNA-binding transcription factor activity, RNA polymerase II-specific; RNA polymerase II cis-regulatory region sequence-specific DNA binding
Source: RefSeq, a predicted model, not a curated record